AUGAAGAUGAUUCUCAUUAUUCUUUAUGUUGUUGCUCUUCUUUCGUAUACUUCCGAUGCUAAUUCUUAUACCAAUGAUUUUUGUGUUGCAAACUUAGCAUAUUCAAAAACCCCUUCAGGCUAUCCAUGCAAGUCAGAAACCAUUGUAACCGAGAAUGAUUUCACAUUCUCAGGUUUGGUAGCUCAAAGCUUAAAAAGCCCUUUUAAUGUUGGAUAUAAAGCUGCAACUGUAAAUUAUUUACCAGGUCUCAAUGGACUUGGUAUUUCUGCAUCAAGAGUUGAUUUUGGUAUAAAUGGAACUGUACCAAUGCAUUUUCAUCCCGACGCAACCGAAUUAACAAUUAUUGUUGAAGGUGUCGUUACUGCUGGAUUUAUUACACCAACAAAUGUUUAUGUGAAAACUCUUAAAGCUGGUGAUGUUUUCGUUAUUCCAAAAGGACUUUUGCAUUUUAAAUUUAACUCGGGUCCUGGAAAAGCUCUUACUUUUUCUGGUUUUAGUAGCGAUAAUCCUAGAGUGCAUAUCCUCGAUAGGUUACUAUUUGGUAACAAUUUAGAAACUCACACAAUUGAAAAGACUACUCUCCUUGACGAAAAUCAAAUUAAGAAGCUUAAGGCUCAGUUUGGUGGUACUGGCUAGGAUUCUUAGCUUAUGAUUCAUUCUCUUUGUUUGUUUUAAAUUAAGUUAAUUAUGUAAGCAAUAAAAGCUAUGUGUGUUUUGAAUUUAUGUUUUUUGUCAAUUUUAAUUUAAAUAAAAUAAGAGGAUGAUCUCGUUCUUAA
Molecule: messenger RNA, 776 nt
Organism: Vicia villosa (hairy vetch)
Lineage: Eukaryota; Viridiplantae; Streptophyta; Magnoliopsida; Fabales; Fabaceae
Product: germin-like protein 8-14
Exons: 1
Coding region: 1-636 (211 amino acids)
Cellular component (GO): cell wall
Molecular function (GO): manganese ion binding
Source: RefSeq, a predicted model, not a curated record